Messenger RNA from Vespa crabro (European hornet), 2127 nucleotides. RefSeq names its product lipase 3-like. Gene Ontology annotation, biological process: lipid metabolic process. Bases 469 to 1719 code for a protein of 416 amino acids. Lineage: Eukaryota; Metazoa; Arthropoda; Insecta; Hymenoptera; Vespidae. Gene Ontology annotation, molecular function: hydrolase activity, acting on ester bonds. The transcript has 9 exons. The record is from RefSeq and is a predicted model, not a curated record.
UAAAAAUGUGAUAGUGAUGUAUACACUAUUUUCGUAUUAGAUCGAGUGUAGGACGUCAUUAAGUGUUUUGAUGAUCAAUUCGACGACCUUGGACUAAACUGACCAAUUGAAAAUGAAGCUCAUUUAUAAUACGAUUAACAGAUUUUAUUUCAUUCUGCAACAAAUCUCAAAGCAAGUGUGACAUUUUGUUCGAACGAUCGAGCUAUUCUACGUCUCAUAUAUUCUUACAUGUAUCUAUAGAUAUAAGAAGUGGAAAAAUCGCUACGAAAGUCUCGUAAAUCGACCAUUGGUGCUCCAUUCUUAUUCUUCUUCCUACGUGAAAGUCGUACUACGUGCGUGUGCCUGUGAAUUUCUCUUCUUCAUUAUUCCUUUAUUCCUUUAAUAUUUUUCUUCUCACUUUAUAUACAUCCUGCAUACUUGAACAUUUAACUGUGACAGAUUUAUAUUUAGCAAACUCUCAUUCGUAUAAUGAACGAAGUAACGAAUCAAGAUGAAAUACAUAUGACAACGCAUGAACUUAUUGCACAUCACGGUUAUAUACCUGAAACCCAUAAUAUUUGGACUGAGGAUGAUUAUUGUCUUACUAUACAUAGAAUUAUAGCACCUGAUACGACUAAUGUAUAUUCAACAAAUACCUAUGCCACAUCGAAUGAGGAACAAGUUAUUAUUGACAGCUUAGAAAAAUCGACUGAAUCGAAUCUGAAAUCAAUCCGUCCAGAAUAUAGACAAUUAUCAAAACCACCUGUUAUAAUAAAUCAUGGAGCUCUUUCAAGUUCAGCAGAUUGGGUUUUACUUGGACCACAAAAAGCUCUUGGAUAUAUUGUGUGCGAAGCUGGAUAUGAUGUGUGGCUUGUAAAUGCACGUGGUAAUAAAUAUUCUAGAAAGCAUAAAAUUUAUACACCAAAGGAUAAGAAGUUCUGGGAUUUCAGUUGGCACGAGAUAGGUUAUUAUGAUAUACCAGCGAUAAUAGAUUAUGUUUUGGAAAAAACUGGCCAUUCAGAAGUGUCUUAUAUCGGAUACAGCCAAGGAACAACUACAUUUUUUGUAAUGGGAAGCGAACGACCAGAAUAUAAUGCCAAAGUUAAAGUAAUGAUCAGUUUAGCUCCAAUAGCUUUUAUAUCUAAUCAACGAAGUCCUUUAUUGAAAUGUGUCGUACAUUUCUAUAAUUUGAUAGAGUGGGGUUCUUCCUAUUGCAAUAUAAAUCAGUGGUUCCCUCACAAUAAGCUACAAGCACGUGCUUUUGGUACAAUUCUUCGCAAUGCUCCUAGUGCAUUAACAAAUGGUGUUUGUAACUGUUGGUUUAAUUUAAUUGCCGGAUUUGGUAGUAAUCAGCUUGAUAAACAUAUGUUACCUCUUAUAUUUGGACACUUUCCAGCUGGUGCAUCAGCCAAACAGGUGGUUCAUUACAGUCAAACCAUUUUAUCAGGAUUAUUUAGAAACUUUGAUUAUGGGGUUACCCAAAAUUUAAAAAUAUAUGGUUCUACUCAACCACCAAAAUAUAAUUUAGAAAAAGUGAAGGUUCCAGUGGCUGUUUUUUAUGGAGAAAAUGAUUUUUUGACACAUUCUUUGGAUAUACAGAAAACUAUAAACAAAUUACCUAAUGUAAUAGAGACAAAGAAAAUAGAAUACAUAAAGUUUAAUCAUAUCGACUUUCUAUGGGGAAGAGAUGCUAAAACACUCGUAUAUAAUAAAGUUGUAGCAGUAUUAAAACGAUUUUAAAGAUAUUUAUAAGUGUUGAUAUUCAGAAAAUUAUAUACAUAUAUAUAUAGAAAUUUUCUACUUCAAGUAGUAAUAAUUGCGAAGAGAAAUAUAUAUAUGUGUAUGUGUAUGCGUGUAUGUAUGUAUGUAUGUAUGUAUGUAUGUAUGUAUGUAUGUAUAUGUAUAUAAAUGUAAAUAUAUAGAUAUUGUUUAUAAAUAUAUUAAAAAUGACAUGUUUUUAUACAAUUGAUAUCAUAGAAAGUAUUAAAUAUAAUGUGCUUCCAUGAAAUCAUAUUUUAUAUAUAUGUAUCUUCAUAUUCUAUGAUAUUUUUAUUGUAAUCAAUAUGUCUUUUGAUAUUUUUAUUGUAAUCAAUGUUUUUUGUUAUUUUAUAUCAAUAAAAAUAUGCAGAAUACAAUCAGACAACUAAA